GAUGAGGACGACGAAAAUGAUGAUGGUGAUAAUAAUGGCCCAAAAGAUCCCACUGUUGUGGAGCAGACCUUAGAACAUGAAAAUCUCGUGGAACCAGAACCAAGCACUUCAAAAACCGAUGAUCUCGAUGCAGUGAUUGCGCCAGAAAAGAGACCCGAGGAGCCAGUCGCCGUAAAACGUAUUUGCUUCACCUCAACAGCGGGGCAUGAUCGAGAUGCACUGUUAGCAAUGGCACUGGAACUUGGCGCUGAGAUUUGCGAACAAUUCGACGGAACAGUAACACUUUUGGUAUGUGGGGUUAUUGUGCGCAAUGAGAAAUUACUCAGCUCAAUUGCUCGAGGAAUUGCAGUUGUUGAUGUUGAUUAUGUGAAAGAUUCACACAGGGCAUCGAAAUGGCUUGAGGUGCGUGUUGGAAUUUUUCACGUUCUUUUGUUGUGUUUUUUCUCCCUCCGAAACUAUGCAUUUUAA
Gongylonema pulchrum is the source of this 468-nucleotide messenger RNA. Lineage: Eukaryota; Metazoa; Nematoda; Chromadorea; Rhabditida; Gongylonematidae. The record is from the annotation of a GenBank genome assembly.